AUGCGUUUCUCUAUCCUUCUGUCUAUGCUGCCUUUGGCCCUCUCCGUUGCAGCUAUCAACGUCACCGAGCCUGCCAAGGGUGACAAGCUCGAUGUCUCCCACACUUUCGCCGUGAAGUGGACUUCCGUCAACACUGACGACUCCACCGUUGACAUCGUCCUUAUCAACAACAAUGUCUACCCCAAUGUUGAGGAGAAGAUCGCCUCCGGCGUCGACACCUCCGCAGGCUCCUACACCGUCAAGGGUCUGAAGGAUGUUACCGUUGGUUCUGGUUUCCAGAUCAACCUGCUCUCCACCGAGCGCCAGAACACCGGCAUCCUCGCUCAGUCCCAGAAGUUCGAGGUGACCGAGCCUGAUAAUGGCCCCUCCACUACUACUACCGGUACAUCUUCCACUAUUUCUUCUGAAUCUUCUUCUGUCUCUUCCUCUGCUUCCACCUCUACUGGUACCCACACCACUGAGACCGAUGCUUCCACUACUGGUACUUCCACCCCAGGCGUUUCUAUUAUCAAACCCUCCACCGGAAACUUUACCUCUGGAUCCCUUACUACUAGUCUCCCCCAUGGAAAAAACAGCACUGAUACUUCUCUCCUUACAGCCACCGGAACUGCCUCCACCGGAACUUCUACUGGUACCAACACCAAGACUGGUCUGACCACCUCCGCCACCGGCACUUCUACCGGCACCGCUACCGGUUCUGCCACUGCCUCCCCUACUGCCUCCGAGGGUGCUGCUAUGGCCCUGGUUGCCCCCGGUGCCGCCGCUGGCCUUCUGGCUGGUUUCCUCGCUUUCCUGUAA
Molecule: messenger RNA, 798 nt
Organism: Penicillium concentricum
Lineage: Eukaryota; Fungi; Ascomycota; Eurotiomycetes; Eurotiales; Aspergillaceae
Product: GPI anchored serine-threonine rich family protein
Exons: 4
Coding region: 1-798 (265 amino acids)
Source: RefSeq, a predicted model, not a curated record